UAGAAAAGGGGUGCAUUUGGGAUUUUGUGAUGUUAGAUUGGCAUGAUCCAAUGGUUAAUAUCAUAGAAUUGAAAUGUUUUGACGGCUGUGAUUGAAUUUCCUUUUCAGGGAUUAUUAAUUAUUAAUUAUUUAAUGAAAGGCAUCACUGGUAAGAAAUGCGUUAUCCUUUAUAGCGGGAAGAGACGGUUGGAGUGUAACACUGCCAACAAUGGUGUUGGCCUAUGCUGCCACGCUUUCUUCCACUCUAUCGUUUCAAAGUUCUGUUCCUUUCUCUUCUCAACGUUCAGGAACACCAUUUGGAUCCUCUUUCCCAUCAAGCAGAGAUUAUGGUUCUGUUGUUCCACCAUUUGUUGUCUGUCAUGCCAAGAAAAAACUCAGCCUUAUGGAGCAAAUUCUCGAUUAUAUUGAAGGGGGUCCCAAAUUAAGGAAGUGGUAUGGUGCACCUGACAUCCUUGAAAAAGAUGGUACUUCCAUAGAAGAUGGUGAGGAUGACUAUCCGGAAGAUGAGGUCAGAGAUGCAGUGCUUGUAACAGAUGGAGAUAGUGAGAUGGGUCAGAUGGUGAUACUGUCAUUGAUUAUCAAGAAAGCUCGAGUAAAGGCAUUGGUGAAGGAUAAAAGGGUUGCACUUGAAGCCUUUGGAAGUUAUGUUGAGAUUCUUAUUAUUGAUCUCGUGAUGCUUGUUGCAAAGUCCCUGGCAGGAGAUACUAGUGACAAUCGAUUCGUGAAGAAAGCUCUCAGAGGAGUUCGCACAAUCAUAUGCCCAAAUGAGGGUUUUCUUUCUAGCGUUGGGAGCCUUAAAGGAGUACAACAUGUGAUCCUCUUAUCUCAGUUGUCAGCUUAUAGCGGUAAAAGCGGCUUUCAAUCUAUGAUGAAAAGCAAUGCAAAGAAACUAGCUGAGCAAGAUGAAUCAGUUUUGAAGAUCUCUGGAGUUCCUUACACCAUAAUUAGGACUGGUGCAUUACAAGACACACCUGGUGGGAAGCAAGGCUUUACCUUUGAUCAGGGUUGUGCAGCUAGUGGGAGUAUUAGCAAAGAAGAUGCUGCCUUUGUUUGUGUUGCAGCCUUGGAUUGCACCCCACAAACUGGGUUCAUAUUUGAGGUGGCCAAUGGGGAUAACAAAGUUUCAGAUUGGAAAGAAUGUUUGUCCUCAUUGAUGGAGAAAGAAAAUAACAAACUCCAGUGACUAUUCCUAUUUCUU
Vigna umbellata (rice bean) is the source of this 1198-nucleotide messenger RNA. The record is from RefSeq and is a predicted model, not a curated record. Lineage: Eukaryota; Viridiplantae; Streptophyta; Magnoliopsida; Fabales; Fabaceae.